Mucor velutinosus is the source of this 2157-nucleotide messenger RNA. RefSeq lists its product as uncharacterized. The transcript is spliced from 7 exons. The coding region runs from base 1 to 2157 and encodes 718 amino acids. Gene Ontology annotation, biological process: intracellular sterol transport. Lineage: Eukaryota; Fungi; Mucoromycota; Mucoromycetes; Mucorales; Mucoraceae. Gene Ontology annotation, molecular function: sterol binding; sterol transfer activity. The record is from RefSeq and is a predicted model, not a curated record. Gene Ontology annotation, cellular component: endoplasmic reticulum-plasma membrane contact site; plasma membrane; endoplasmic reticulum membrane.
AUGAGUGCCAGUUCGUCUGUAGAAGCUAGUAGUUUGCCAGUACCGCCUCCAAAGCCUCCAAGAAUAAGUGCUCGACAUCAUUCAGUCUCGUCAGGCGCCAGUCAUGCAAACGAAAGAAUGCCACCACCUGUUCCACCAAAGCGUCUAUCCGUAAAUUCCACAUCACUGCCAAAACUCUCCAGUGAAUCCACCUUGUCGUCUGCGGCAUCGAUACAUAACAUGGCAUUACCACCCUUGAACAACAGGGAUACAUCUCCAAUCCUCAAAGCCGACAAACCACCCACAUCACCUGUAUCCGUGCAUGGUGGCAGUAAAAGAAGAGACUCCAUUUCAUCUCUCUUAAGCAGCAGUAGUUUGGAAACCUAUCUGCAUGAGAUUAAACAGCUGGGAAGACAAGUCAAGCGUCAACUACUGGAGGAAGAGGACAUCAUGUCUUUGGGCAAUCGAAUGCUACCAGCUUCUCCACAGCCCCCACCAGCCGUUAGAAGAAACAGAGCUAUUUCGUUGGGAUCUGCCAAGACAAGCGCUCAUGUUGAUGAUCUAGUUAGACAACAGCAAGAACAGUUAUUCGAUUCGUUCAAUAAGCUUAGACAGCACAAGCAAGCAGAGGCACAUUCUUUGGCAUCUGAUGUCAGUGAUUCAACAGCACCUGCUCCAGUUGAAAAAGAAAAACCGCACACGGAAACUGCUCCAGACAAGCCAAUUCCACUCAUUGACUACGUUACGCCCGAGCUGGUUAAUGAGAAACCCUUUAUUCCAAUUGUAUAUGCAGAUGAAAAGAGAAAUCAUGAUUUUCAUAUGCUAUUUCGUAGUGUACCUGAGGAGGACAGGCUGAUUGAAGAAUACAAUUGUGCCAUGUAUAAGGAUAUCCUUGUUCAGGGCAAGCUAUACAUCUCUCAAGAGCAUCUCUGCUUUAAUGCAAAGUUCUUUGGCUGGGCGACCAAUCUCGUACUUGCUUACAAAGACAUCAAAUCCAUUGAAAAGAGAAACAUGGCAUUGAUUGUUCCCAAUGGAAUACAGAUUACAACCCAUUUAGACACCAAGCAUGUAUUUGCUUCAUUCAUGACUCGAGAUUGUACAUUUGAUCUGAUCUACCAAACAUGGCAAGAAUGUCUAUUUCCUAAAAAGGAGGUAAACGAGAUAAAUGAUCCUCUACCACCACUACCACAGACACCCAACAAAGAUAAUCAUGCCGAUAUGGUAAAUCAACAUGUUGUACAAAAGCAAGCAAUACCGGAGGAAACCGCCGUUAGUAAUCAUAAGCAACCGUCAACCCAACAAGACAUGGUGUACAAGCAUUAUCAAUGGAUUGUCAUGGAUGAGGUCUUUAUUGGGACUGUGGAAGGGUUAUACAAAUUACUCUAUCAAAGUGAUUUUGUUCAUCAGUAUCUUGUUGUGAUGGCGCAAUGUCAAGACGUUCAAUUCGGUGCCUGGGAUCAAGGAUCUAACGCUAGAAGUAGCACCAUCACAAAGGAUGGCGUUGACUAUCAAGUCACCGAUACAGAAACCUGCCAUCAGCGAGAUACUGUGCUUUGUAUAUCAAGUACAGUAACCAGCGAAAGUUUGGUUGAUUUAAGGUAUAAAGUUUGUAUUUCAAGAAGGACAGACACAGAAAUAGAAGCCGUGAUCUCAAUACACGAUCAGCAAUAUAUUCCGUAUUUCAAAUCGUUUCAAAAAUGGCUAUCGCGAAAAUCAACGAGAAUCACGAUACAACGAUUAUCGGAAGGAAGGAAAUUGAGCACAUGUUGGCGUGAUUCAAAAAGAUUGGCACUGCAGCGAAAAUACGUGAUGCCCAGUGUACAGAUCAUGAAACAAGCGUACCUAGUGUUUGUGUUAUCUGUGCAGUCAGCCUAUCGAUAUGCACAGGCCAUGAAGUGGGAGCAUUGGCUCAUUCUGUUGCUGUUGAUGGCCAGUCUACUGAUGUUGCAUCACAUGAACGCACGAGUGUAUCUAUUAGAGCAUCAGCAUUCGCCCUGCUUACUUGCAUUUCCUGCUGCUGACACCGUCAUGAAAGACGAAACAACGACAAAUUCAGUGGAGAUGAACCACUUUGAAUUUAUGCAGCUCAAAAUGAAUGAAAUCAAGCAAAAGAUGGCCUUGUUGCAUCGAGAGGUAGCCUCACAAAAGCAGCAAUUACUACAUGAACCGCAAGAAUAA